AUGGUGUAUGGGAUGAAUGAUGCACAAGAAAGGUUACUGUUAUGGUUGGAUUUGCAGAGAAUUAGUAAGGGUGUCACUGGUGCUUGGUUGGUAGGGGGUGACUUUAACAAUGUGCUGCAUCUCAAUGAAAGAAUAGGGUCGCCUGUCACUUUAGAUGAAGUUAUGGAUUUCAGACAGUGUCUGAGAAACUGUGAAUUACAAGAACAAGUAACUGUUGGGCCUUUCUUUACUUGGUCUAAUAAACAGGAGGGAUGUGAUCGAGUGUUCUCUCGAAUAGAUCGAGUUGUUGUGAAUGAGAAAUGGAUGGAGCAAUAUCCAAAUGCUGAAACAUUGUUCUUGCCUGAAAAUAUUUCAGAUCAUUGCCCAUGUUUGAUCAAAUUAGACAAGAGAGUAAUAAAUAAACCUAAGCCUUUUAGGUUUUUUAACAUGUGGACUGAAGCUACAUCCUUUAUGGAGAGAGUUCAAGUAGGGUGGGAGGAGAGAAUUCAAGGGACUCCUAUGUUCAUAGUUGUUAAGAAGUUAAAAGGGCUGAAGAGGGGUCUUAAAGAGCUUAACAAGGAGAGAUUUGCAGAUGUGGAAAAUGCUGCAGAUGAAGCCUAUAAGAAGCUUAUUGGGAUCCAGCAACAAAUUCAUCAGGAUCCAAGGAAUGCUCAGCUCCACAGAAUAGAGGGUGACGCUAAAGAUGAGUAUCUUGCCCUCAACAAGGCUAGAUUAAGCUUCUUGCAGCAAAAAGUGAAGCAACAGUGGGUUAAAAAAGGGGAUUCAAACACUGCAUAUUUUCAUUCUUGUUUGAAGCAGAGAAGGAUUCAGAAUAAAGUUAGUAGAAUCAAGAACUUGGCAGGAAGUUGGCAGGAGGAGAAUGAAGAUAUUGAAAGGGCUUUUCUAGAAUUUUAUACUGGUCUGCUGGGUACUAUACAACCUACUAGUAUGCCUGUCAGCAAAUCAGUUAUACAGGAGGGGUAUGUCUUAACUAGUGAACAAUAG
This is a messenger RNA of Beta vulgaris subsp. vulgaris (sugar beet), 984 nucleotides long. RefSeq lists its product as uncharacterized. Lineage: Eukaryota; Viridiplantae; Streptophyta; Magnoliopsida; Caryophyllales; Amaranthaceae. The record is from RefSeq and is a predicted model, not a curated record. Bases 1 to 984 code for a protein of 327 amino acids. The transcript has a single exon.